GUGUAUAUAAAACCUGAUAACAGACGAUUCUAGAAAGGCAAAGUUGAAGCCCUAAUCGGUCAAAAAACCAAACACCUUGCUUUCGCUAUUCAUCGCCGUCGCCGUCUCCGUCUCCGAUCUGUUCGCCGUCUCUUCUUUGUAAAGAUGCACUUCCGGUCAUCAUCAUAUCAAAAUGCAGAUAUUGAGUUUGUUUUUAUAUAUAAAUGGACUGCAAGAAGUUCAUCCAGUUGGUUGAGGAGAAAAAGAAGAGAGCUUUAGAGAAAAAACAAGCCCCUCUGAAAUGGGAGCAGAAGUUGGAAGCAUCUGCCAAGGCGAAAGAGCAGGAGCAGAAGGCUGCGAAACAUAAAAAAUCUGCGUCAAAAUCUAACACUGACAACGAUAGUGACAGUGAUGAUGGGAGAAAGUCUAGGAAUAGAACCCACAAGAAACACAGAAAGCAUACACAUUCUGAUUCAGGUGACAAUGAUAAAAGGAGGGAAAACAAUUCUAAACGGAAGCCAAAAAGGCGGUCUUCAAGGACAAACGAUGAAAGCACCGACGGUUUUGAAAGUGAUUCUGAAAAAGAAGAGAGGAGGAAGAGGAGAAACCACAGAAAGCAUAGAUCAGAUUCCGCUGCUUCUGAUAUUUCAAGUGAUACUGAUGAUGAAAGGAUCAACAGGAUAAGCCACACACGGCAUCACCAAUAUCGCCAUCAUUCACAAUCUAGUACUUCAGAUUUCUCUAAUGAUGAGUAUAAUGGUGAAAUCAGGAGAAGAGAUCAUUCAAAGCAUCACAAGCGUCAUUGUGGGUCAAGGUCGAGUGAUUCAGAUUUUUCUAGUGAUGACAACAGGAGAAGCCAUGGAAGACAACAUAAACGUCAUAGGCGGUUCCAUAGUGCAGCUUCAAUAUUAUCUGAUUGUGAUGGUGAUGAAGAAACAGGUCAAAGAUCAAAGCACAAGAGAUCGGGUCAUAGUCACCGCAGUCAUCACAAGCACCGGAACCAUCAUUCCAAUGAGGAAGGUUCUGAUCAAUAAAGAUAUUGAAGAAUGCAAGGGAUAAAACUGACAAAAUGGUUGCUAAAAAAAUGAAGCUGAAAGUUAUCAUGAGCCAAAUUAUUUGUAGGUAUUGGUUUCUUUAACGAUUUUAUGCUGGAUGUAAGUUGUACCAAAAUUUGAGGUCUUUGACCCUUGCCUAUUAUCUUAAAAUAAAUGCUUUUAAGGUCUUGAAACUUAAA
Mercurialis annua (annual mercury) is the source of this 1213-nucleotide messenger RNA. RefSeq lists its product as uncharacterized. The coding region runs from base 204 to 1013 and encodes 269 amino acids. NCBI's taxonomy places the organism in Eukaryota, Viridiplantae, Streptophyta, Magnoliopsida, Malpighiales, Euphorbiaceae. The record is from RefSeq and is a predicted model, not a curated record. The transcript is spliced from 2 exons.